AUGGCAACCCCUAUCGAUCUUCUGUCGGCGGAAAUUGCUCUCCUGAGCCUUGUAAACGAUUUACCUAAGCAGCCAAGCAUCAACGUAUCCAGCCAGUAUAUCAAGGAGCAAGGAUCGCAGCCCAGCAGGACUCUAUCAUUUAAGCAUGAAAUCUCCAUAACACCAAAUUUGGCAUUCAUAUGUGCCUACUCUGACGAUCCCCUUCAUGUCCUAGCGGCCUGCAUCGAGGAAGCAAUUCUGAGAGACUGUCUCAUCAUUCGUUUCGCCGCGAAUACUGGCAAGCACGGAGUCCUUGUCGAUGGAUUGAAGGCGAUUCCACGGAUCCUGCAGAACGAGGAGCGAUAUAGACGGUCUUCUACGUUCGAAAAGCGUCUUCAGGGUCUGGUCAAGGGUAUUCACUCCAUUUUUUGA
Molecule: messenger RNA, 411 nt
Organism: Mytilinidion resinicola
Lineage: Eukaryota; Fungi; Ascomycota; Dothideomycetes; Mytilinidiales; Mytilinidiaceae
Exons: 1
Coding region: 1-411 (136 amino acids)
Source: RefSeq, a predicted model, not a curated record